ACAAUCCUAUUCAAGAACCAAUUGUUCAGCAGGAUACUUUAAUAUUGCAACAAACAUUAUCGUUGUCAUCAUCUACAACCAAUCCUUAUAAACGUUCACGUCGUACUACUACAAAAGCAGAAAAAAUGAUACUUGCACAAUUGUUUGAACUUGGAGAUACAGUGUCUGAAAAUGAAAUCCAGAAA
Molecule: messenger RNA, 185 nt
Organism: Racocetra fulgida
Lineage: Eukaryota; Fungi; Glomeromycota; Glomeromycetes; Diversisporales; Gigasporaceae
Source: the annotation of a GenBank genome assembly